Marchantia polymorpha subsp. ruderalis is the source of this 2627-nucleotide messenger RNA. NCBI's taxonomy places the organism in Eukaryota, Viridiplantae, Streptophyta, Marchantiopsida, Marchantiales, Marchantiaceae. The record is from the annotation of a GenBank genome assembly.
CACGUCGCGUUUCCACAGUCCAGAAUGGCAGCCUCGCGGUUGACUUGCUCGCUCCAUUUCAUCAUUGCUCGUGGAAUGCAAUGAUUAUAGAUUUGGGACUCAAUAAAUGUGUGAUACCAUCUGUGUCCGAUGUGAGAAGCGUAGGAGCGCCGAGGAGGGCCUCAGUCAUCGAAUUCAAAUGCCGGUCGAAUCCAGCCCUGCUGCGCCGCAGAGGAAGUUGAUGGACAGAAAGGCCUCGGCGUCGUCUUGAUUUGGACCUCGCGACGGUCUGAUGGCGAAGGCCGUGGCCGAGGUGCUGCGGCUGGCAGUCAUGUUCGUCAUGGCCGCCAUUCUCCUCCAGAUCCCCAUAUUCUCCGGCCUUCUGAGACUCUCGGGCUUUCACGAUGCUUGCCAACAUUGCCGUGGCAGCUCCUCUGCUGCGUCCCCGUCCCACGAGCAGCUGCAGGUCGACCCAGAAUCGGGUGGCAAUGGGUCGAUCCGAGCCAUUCCGCAGUCCCGCAAGCUGCAACCCGUAGGCAGAGCUCAAUACCCUUUCAUCUUGUUCAGCGUGUAUCGGUACGCUCUGAACACCUUCUUCGUGAUCGGCGAAACUUCGUUGGUCGUCCGAGCCUUCGAGCAUGACAAGCCUGUGUACGACUGCGAGUGGAGCCCCAUGCUUGCCAACGGGACGGUCUCGGAUUCCCGCACCCUCACCCAAGCGCACAUGAUCUACGUCAAAUUCGACGAGAAUGGCAUGGGUUAUGGGCCUGCACUCGUCAACUGCACCUUCAACGAGUCCAUCGGAUCCGAUGGGUUGGGAGGAGUUCUGCGCCUGCAUGUUGCCAGAGGCCCGUAUCGUGGAGACAAAUUCACGGUCGAAGAUGUGCUCCACGAGGGCGCCAGGACUCCGGCUUCUGCUGCACGGAAGGUCUCCACAUAUGCAUUCUGUGGGCCUCCGAUGUAUGGAACGAUAAAAGCUAGGUGGAUCCAGCACUGGUUGGCAUACCACGUCUUCUUGUGGAAAGCAGACGUGCACUUUUACUUCUACAACAUUGGAGGGUUCAAGACCGCCGAAGAUUAUCAGGUUGUGGAGCCUUACGUGAAGGCUGGCCUCCUCACCCUCAUCGAGAUCGAAAGCACGGCCAUCGAAGAUUUUCCCGCGUGGUACAAACACCAGCUCGUCUUCAUCAACGACUGCAUCCAUAGGACGAGGACUGCAGGGCACAGUUGGUCGUUCUUCAACGAUUUUGACGAGCUGCUCUACUUCUCUCCUCCACACACAGUCGAAAGUUUGAUCCGAGACCAUCCGCAAGCUGCUUGGAUGACAUUCGCCAACAUGCCUGCGUCUUCCGGGCACUGUGCUGUAAGGGAGGAGUCCCGGUGGCCGCUAGAGAGGUUGAUGUGGCACAAUAAAGUGCCAGAGUGCAUGAAAGCCGAGAGGGACCCCUGGAUGUGCACUGGAUCGCAGGGGAGAAGGAAAUACAUGGUCAAUCCCAGCAAGGUGUUCUCCUCUGGCGUUCAUAGGAUCUCCAUUCCUGAAGAGGGAGGAGUGGAUCUGAACGGUUCGGUCGCUCGGGUUAUUCAUUUUCAUGGAGUGCUUAGUUCUGGAUCGAAUGUGUGUGGGAUCCCUGUCAACAUGUCCCACAGUAAACAGGUCGACGACCUCACGAAUAGAUAUGAUUUCGACCAGUCCCUCUCUGAUGCGGUAGGCAAAGCUAAGGAAUUUGCAAGAUCUCGCAACCUCCUCACUUUAACAUGAGAUUAAUAUAUUUUGAAUACGUUAGUAGACCAAGUCAUGCGUUCUUAGAUUCUGAUUAUCCAGUCAAGCAAUUUUCUCUGUUCUUCCUCAUCAUCAUUAGUGAUCCAUAGGACUUGUACCUUUUGAGUCUAAGCCUUCUGAUGCGUCCACAUAUGCAUACACUUGUUCAUUCACUCCAAAACAGCUCAGUGUUCUAAAACUGACAACUUUCCACGCGAGAAGAAUCUAAACCCUAGUUUAGUACAGGGUCAUGAAGUGUUACGACCGUUAUGGAUGGCAAUCAGAUUUGUACUGUAAUUACAUCAUCACAACAUCAAAGUGCAGGAGAAAAGUGAAAGGUCUGUACAAAACUUCUUGUGGGAUAUAGUUCUUCGACUCCUAUCAAACCAUGGCAAUCUGUUCCUGAGUUUUUAGGUUUCAACAAUUUCUUUGGUCAGGUAUCAUGUCAUGACACUGAUUUUGUUCUUCUGAGUAACACUAUAUAUCAAGUAGUACUCGCUGAAGACUAGAAAACUUUAAUCUGUGGAAAACUCUGAUAAGCUAUUGGUCAGUACUUAUGUUGUUUUAUUACUACUCUGCAAACAGUGAGGAUGAGCUAAAAGUAGUUGCAGCCAAUAAUGCUCUCACUGCCCACAGUAUAGGAUGUGAGGACUGAAAGCCUCAAUUUGGAGACAUAGUUAUCGAAGGGAAGAUCUCAAAUUAUGGCUUCUUGGAAGACAAAUUUUGAAGUUGAAACUUGAGAUCAUGGCUACCCUGAGAUAUAGGCUACUAUCGGACUUGAAGCUUUUUAAAUUGAAAUUGGUUUGAUAUAUAUAUAUAUAUAUAUAUAUAUAUAUAUAUAUACAGAUCAAUCUUUAUAAGUUAACACAUAAGAUAUUGGUGUUAUUGC